Molecule: messenger RNA, 2851 nt
Organism: Magallana angulata
Lineage: Eukaryota; Metazoa; Mollusca; Bivalvia; Ostreida; Ostreidae
Product: zinc finger protein 675-like
Exons: 12
Coding region: 177-2147 (656 amino acids)
Biological process (GO): regulation of transcription by RNA polymerase II
Molecular function (GO): RNA polymerase II cis-regulatory region sequence-specific DNA binding; DNA-binding transcription factor activity
Source: RefSeq, a predicted model, not a curated record
CGAGAGUUAUUGGUAACAGAAGGGUCACAUGUUACCGAAAUAGAACUAUUAAGCAGAGGAAUUAAAGUUAUAAGUGAAAAAAAUAUAAGAAGGCAAAAAAGAUUGUUCACAUUCAAAAUGGUGGCUACAUGUUUUUCACGUCUUCCCGCUUUAAAGGGUGUUGACAUGAUAAAGCAAUGGCAACUCUAGAACUAACUUCAGCACCAGGAGGUGAAAAUCGUUUGCUGUCAUUAAGAGUAACUCCGGAGCAAGAAAUUGCCAUCUAUGCUUUCUUCCAGAUCAAUGGAUGGACAAUUAUCACAGAGGAAGUUCCAAAGCAGUGUGAAAUCUGUCAGAAAGCCAUCAAUGGGGAGACACCAGAACCCGUUCAUUGUCAAAAAUGUCAGCGGGAGAUUGAGGCAGAGUCCAAACAAACGGAGGAUGAAUCUCAAGACCAGACGAGCGUGAUUGGGCAACUGUCGCAGCAGCCCAACCAAUCACAGCAAGGCUCUGUAAUAGCGCUACAGGAUCAGAUGGGAAGGAAGGUGGUUGUCGUUGGUAACACUAUGACCAUGACCAAUCAAAAGAUACAGGCCUUACCGCACGUACCUUCUACAGUUAUACAGCAUGCAGAUGGCAAUGAAACCAUCAUCAUUGAGCGCAUACUGGAGGCAGACCAACAACAAAAGGCUGACGUAGAACGAGCCCUGGGGGUCACACUACAGAAGGCCGUGGAAGCAGUCCCCCCAAAGAUCUACAACCUUAACAACAGCUCUGAGAACCGGCCGUACAAAUGUGAUGACUGUGGGAAACAUUUCAGGAAGAAAACUCAUGUUCUUGCUCACAUGAAAUUUCACAGUGGAGAGUCGCUUCCCAAAUGUGAUGUGUGUGGGAAGGAGUUUCUUUACAAGCACAAUCUAAUUUCCCAUGCAUCCAUACACAGUGGAGAGAGGCCAUAUCAGUGUAGUGCCUGUCCUAAAAACUUCCGUCGCAAAGACGAUUUACAGAUCCAUAUGCGAACACACACUGGUGAGCGCCCGUACAAGUGUGAUAUUUGUGGAAAGUGCUUCACAACUCAGAACCAGCUUCCCAAGCAUAAACGCACACACACAGGUGAGAAGCCCUAUCAAUGCAAGGUGUGUACUAAGAGUUUCCGUACGAAGCCACACCUAGAAAAGCAUCACAGGACCCACAGCGGAGAGAGACCGUACAGGUGUCAAGAAUGUGGGCGGGCUUUUACCCAGAACGCCCAUCUCUUGGCACACCAGAGAACACACACGGGAGAGAAGCCAUUCAAGUGUGAUGAGUGUGAUAAAGCAUUCAAAGAGAGCAAGACCUUGAAAAGACAUAAACUUAUCCACAAAAAUGGCAUGCCCUUCAGCUGUCCUAUCUGCUUCAAAGGAUUUCUGAGGCAGCAAAAUUUAGAGGUUCACAUGUGUGUCCACUCUGAAGAUGAGCCAAAGUACAAGCGUAAAUUACGCCUCAAGCGAGAGUUGAUUGAGCGACUAAGGGCGGAGGAAGAUGCAGAGGGAGGGCUACAGAUGGAUGUAAGCAAUGAUUUCUCUGCUCUUAACCAUGACCACAUGGAGAUGGUUAAAAGUAGGAAGGCAGAUGGUAUGGAGGACCUGAGCAUGGAAAGUCAAAAUAUCAUCGAGGAAGAGGUGUCUGGUCUUGAUCAUGAUCAUCUUGCUCUUGAUGGGAAAGACGAAACGGAAUCAGCCACUGAAAAGAUGACAGAGGAGAAUGGUCCGAUGGAAUCGAGUGAGGAUACCAAUCAGAACUCGAUCGCCAGCAGUCUGCUGACCCUGGUGGAGAUGAUCACUAGUGCGGAACAGGGAGGGUCACUGCCAGCUAAUGCACAGCAAGUACAGGUGUCUGGUGAUGUUCGCACUCAGCCCUCUUCUGCAAACUCGGUGAUUUCUACAGCAACAGUUCAAAAUGAGGACCAGAAAAAUAUCCUUAUCCAAGGGAAUAACUCAGCUGACGUGGUCAUUCAGAAUGCGAUGGAUCAAGGUCAGUCCACAGAAAUGGGUCAGGAUGGACUGUCACAGAACAUCAUCAUCACCACGGAGGUGGAAGGCGGCGAACAACAGAUAAUUCAGACAAUGACGGGGGAGUUUGGUGAUGGUGAGACGUAUGUCGUCCAGUACGUACAGGAUGACUCCUGAGUAACCUUCACCUCUUCCUAGUGAACUUCACCCCCAUACAAUUCUGGAUUAAUGUUUAUUCACAUUCAAACAUUAUGUAUUUAUACUGAGUUUGUUUGCAAAUUCCUUAUUUUAAUCUCUGAAAUAUUGUAAAAAUUUAUUGUGAGAUGAGUUUGUCAUAUAUAUGACAGCAGUUGAAUGACAUUCUCCUGAGGGCAAAGACAUGAAUGUAGCAGAGAUUUAUUUUUUAUAAGAAAUUCUUAAGCUUUCUGGUACCUUGUACAUUACUGAAUAGCAAAUAAUACAAAAUUGCAUUACUCAACAACUGUCCAUUGGUUAAAAGUUACGAAGAAUUAUAUCACUACAGUUCAGGGUUUGACCCGUAUUUAGCUCUGUUUGUUAUCUGUUAAAUUUUCAAUUUAUUUCUUUUCAUUUAUAUUAAAUUUUCAAUUCAUUUCUUUUCGUUUAUAUUUCCAGUUGAACAUUUGUGUGUUUUCAUGUAUUUUUCUGUUAGGUGUUGCAAAUUGAAAAAAAAAGUGAAUACAGAUGUUUGGAUUGAAAGAUUUUGCCAUAGUUGUUCAAGCAAAUGAUUAGGCCACUUGAUGUUUUUGGGCAGUAUGUAGCUACUGUACAAUGUCCGACACCCGUUUAUGCCGGGUAUUCUUGUUCAUGUGAUACUACAUGUAUAUUGUUAUAUUCCUCAUAAUAAAGCCUUCUACUAAUCA